Molecule: messenger RNA, 738 nt
Organism: Baudoinia panamericana UAMH 10762
Lineage: Eukaryota; Fungi; Ascomycota; Dothideomycetes; Mycosphaerellales; Teratosphaeriaceae
Exons: 1
Coding region: 1-738 (245 amino acids)
Source: RefSeq, a predicted model, not a curated record
AUGAGGCUGGCGAGCGCCAUCGCUUCGUCGAGCCUACUCGCCGCAACUUGGGCCUUACCCACUGCGGAAAGGUCCAUAACGUACACUGCUGGUCCUGGUGGAAGCGGGACGAUGUUCUGGUUGUCGAGUAUCUCUCAAACCAUCCUCGGCGAAGACGCUACCGACUUCGACCACUUCCUUUACCCCUCUUCGGAUAUGGCAAUCGAAGCUAUGGACACCUACUCUGCCACUUUCGAUUAUGGCAGCGAAGAUGAGCUGGUGGUGGCCUUCCUCAACACGACCAUGGCCGGCACGAUGACGGCUGAGCAAGCCGCAGACACCGAUUCGAAGUGUCAAGAACUCAGCGGCAACAUGGCAUCCCUAGUGACCGCUUGUUCGAACAACUCGCUCCCGAUUAGCUACAAACGUUCGACGAUCGAAGAGCGCAGUCGCUGGAGAUGGAUCGAGUCGGGUGCCCACGUCACAAGCACCGUCGCAGUCAACGUUCUUUACAGCGCUCUCGGACAAGCUGUGUACGAGAACUUCCCAACCUCGCCACGGUCGUGGUGCAACAGCGCCAACGGAGAAAAUGCAUGCAUUUCGUGGUCGGAAGCUGAGAGCUUCCAACACUAUUUCGCGGAGCAACUGAUCUCGGACGCUCUGAGUGUCGUUGAUUUCACUCGUUGGAGCGCUCAGGCCAAUGGCGCCAUCUCUGGGGCAGACGCUUGUAUCAGCAAUCGCGCAACGGGUUGCACCUGA